This is a messenger RNA of Paramecium octaurelia, 1493 nucleotides long. The record is from the annotation of a GenBank genome assembly. Lineage: Eukaryota; Ciliophora; Oligohymenophorea; Peniculida; Parameciidae.
AUGUAAUAAAAGCAAAAUUAAGCCAAAAUAAGGAAUGCCUUGCAAUAGUAGUUGUUUCCGAAGAUGUAGAAGAAAAUAGAACAACCCAAAACACAGCCCAAAAGGUAUAAUAUGAUUUCCAUGAUUUAAAUUAAGAGCCAUUAGAAUAGAAGACGAAAAUAAACUAUCAAUAGCAUUACCACAUAUUGAGACUAUUGCUAUCAAUUUUAAUUCCAAGUAUCAACUAGGCAAUAUGAUUGGAGAAGGUGCACAUGGAUUAGUGAGAAAAGCCAUCAAAGUCGAAACUGGAGAAUAAGUAGCAGUCAAAAUUUCCAGGAGUGGAGACCCUGAGCUUAUCAAAACUUUUACUGAAGCAUAUAAAAAUACCAGAAUACUAGAUCAUGAGUUCAUUAUAAAAGUCUACGAAUGUUACAUAGACGAACAAUCAGAAACUUUAUAUUUGGUAAUGGAGUACUCAAAUUUACGCAGCUUGGAAGAUGUAAUUAAAAAACACAAGAGAUUAACGUAAAUGUAUAUCCUUCAAUAAGGGAGGAAUAAGCCAAGAUUUUGAUUAGACAUAUUCUUUUGGCUCUUCAGCAUAUCCACGAGAGAGGAAUCGCUCAUAGAGACCUAAAACCAGAUAAUGUAUUGAUCAACAAAAAGUCUCUCGAUAUCAAAAUCAUAGACUUUGGAGUCAGUAGAAGAUUCAAGAAAUACAAUGGCAGAGAAUUUGUCGACGUAAACAUGUGGACUAGAACUGGAAAUGUUUAUUAUACAGCUCCAGAGAUCUUGACUGGAGGAGGCUAUGAUGAAAGAGUGGAUCUCUGGUCUCUGGGAGUCUGUCUAUUUCAUAUCUUGAGUGGCCAGUUCCCUUUCUUUGAAGAUAGUGUAUUGGGAACCAUAGAGAAAAUAUUAAAGGGCAAUUUUGAACUUAAUGAGAAUAUAUCCUGGCUGGCUAGAGAUCUAAUUAAGCGACUCCUCAAUCCCAAUCCAGCUGAAAGGUUAUCGGCGUAAUGUAUAUUUUAGAGAUUCACAUUAUAGUGGCUCUACAGCAUCCCUGGCUCUAUCAUUACUAGAUUGAUCCCAUCUCACCUAAUAGCACCGAACUUAUAAGCAAAACCAACUGCAGGGCUUAUGAUGAUAUCUGUGACAUCUCUCAAGGGGGAGACAAGAAUACAUAUUACAGCAGAAACCUUCAUAUGAGAAGCAAUACUAUGACCAAGAGUCCAGCCUUGUAUUAGGAACCUAAUAUCAAUACUAACACAAAUACAAAUACAAAUACAAAUACAAAUACAAAUUCAAGUUCAAAUUCAAAAUCUCCCCUUAAUUUAUUAAAACAAGAUCUCGACGAAGAUAUUCAAUAGUCUCCUUUAAUUAAACUGAAGAAAAUUCAAAAUCAAAUGAAUAAAGAAAUCAAUAUCAUAAAAAAGAAUGAAUCUAAUGUACAAGGCUUACUUAGGAUUAGGCAGAUAUUGCAAAUGGAAAAAUUAGACAUCAUACAUGAAAUUUAAUGA